This is a messenger RNA of Musca domestica (house fly), 1589 nucleotides long. RefSeq names its product alpha-amylase A. The record is from RefSeq and is a predicted model, not a curated record. Lineage: Eukaryota; Metazoa; Arthropoda; Insecta; Diptera; Muscidae. Gene Ontology annotation, biological process: carbohydrate metabolic process. Gene Ontology annotation, molecular function: alpha-amylase activity; cation binding.
UUUUAGAAAUUCCAUCAGUACGACAUUUAUUGUGUCGAAAAACGCCCACAAAUGUUUUCAACAAAAAUCAAUUUGAGCAUCGUUUUGCUCUUGGCCAUUUCUAGCCAGCUGGCUAGUGGUCAAUUUAAUCCGAACUAUGCUUCGGGUCGCAAUACCAUUGUCCAUUUGUUCGAAUGGAAAUGGGAUGAUAUUGCAAAGGAGUGUGAAUUCCUGGGACCCAAGGGUUUUGCUGGUGUUCAGGUCUCCCCAGUCACCGAAAUGUCCGUGGUUGCCAAUCGCCCAUGGUGGGAACGUUACCAACCCAUUUCCUAUCUCAUGACCACCCCCGGCAACGAAGCCCAAUUCACCAGCAUGGUGAAACGCUGCAACAAUGUCGGUGUACGCAUCUAUGUUGAUAUUAUUUUGAAUCACAUGACCGCCAGUCAUGCCAGCGUUGUGGGUACCGGUGGCUCUAAGGCUGAUCCCAAUUCGAAGAGUUUCCCUGCUGUUCCCUAUUCGGCAAGUGAUUUCCAUGCCACAUGCGGCAUCAAAAACUACAAUGAUGUCAACCAGGUUCGCAACUGUGAAUUGGUCGGUUUGAAGGAUUUGGAUCAAAGCAAUUCAUGGGUACGCGAUCGUAUUGUCGAAUUCAUGAAUAAGCUGAUUUCCAUUGGUGUUGCGGGUUUCCGUGUCGAUGCUGCCAAACAUAUGUGGCCAGCUGAUUUGAAGGUUAUCUACUCCCGUUUGAACAACUUAAACACUGCUCAUGGCUUUGCUGCCAACACUCGUCCCUUCAUUGUCCAGGAAGUCAUCGAUAUGGGUGGUGAAGCCAUCUCCAAGUAUGAAUACACCGAUUUGGGUACCGUCACCGAAUUCAGACACUCUGACUCAAUUGGCAAGGUAUUCCGUGGCAAGGAUCAAAUGCGCUACUUGAAUAACUGGGGUACUGCUUGGGGUUUCAUGCCCUCCGAUCGUUCUUUGGUCUUUGUCGAUAAUCACGACAAUCAACGUGGCCAUGGUGCUGGCGGUGCUAAUAUUUUGACCUAUAAAAAUUCCAAACAAUAUAAAAUGGCCAAUGCCUUUAUGUUGGCUCAUCCCUUCGGUAUUACCCGUGUUAUGUCUUCGUUUGCCUUCGACAAUACCGAUCAAGGUCCACCCACUACCGAUGGUACCAACAUUCGUUCGCCCACCUUCAAUUCGGAUAACUCUUGCAGCGGUGGCUGUUGUGAACAUCGUUGGCGUCAAAUCUACAACAUGGUCGGCUUCCGUAAUGUGGUCGGCACUGCAGCCCUUCAAAAUUGGUGGGAUAAUGGCAGCAAUCAAAUUGCUUUCUGUCGCGGCAAAGGGUUCAUUGCCUUGAACGGCGAUUCGUAUGACAUGAGCACCUCGUUGCAGACCUGCUUGCCUGCCGGUACUUAUUGUGAUGUUAUUUCGGGUAUGAAAUCUGGUUCCAGCUGUACUGGUAAAUCGGUUGUGGUUGGUUCUGAUGGUCGUGCCACCAUUACCAUCCGCAAGUCCGAGGAAGAUGGUGUCUUGGCCAUUCAUGUCAAUUCGAAAUUGUAAAGAGAGAGAAAGAUGUUCUUGAAAUAAACGGUUAUUUCCAAAAAUUA